Molecule: messenger RNA, 362 nt
Organism: Pelodiscus sinensis (Chinese soft-shelled turtle)
Lineage: Eukaryota; Metazoa; Chordata; Testudines; Trionychidae
Source: RefSeq, a predicted model, not a curated record
AUCUCUGCUAAUCUAGAGAAUAUGACAUUAACUGUUCACUGUUGUGCUCUUCUAUGUAGACACUAAUGUUCUUAAUUAGAGAUUGGAGCUAUCCUUAUGAACACUCGUAUGGCCUGGAAGGAGGAGAAAACUUUCUAGAAAAGAGAUUGCAGGUAAAGCAAAACCAGCACGAAGAGUUACAGAAUGUAAGAAAGCAUAUUCGCUCCUGUUUCAGCAACCUUGGAUGUUUCCUCUUGCCUCACCCUGGUCUUAAAGUUGCAACUAAUCCAAAUUUUGAUGGGAGGUUGAAUGGUAGGAAGCAUUUCAUUGUGUUAAUGGCGUUGGUUAUAUAUCGCUGAAUCUGUUUUGUUGUGGCACAAAGU